Molecule: messenger RNA, 1904 nt
Organism: Rhizopus microsporus ATCC 52813
Lineage: Eukaryota; Fungi; Mucoromycota; Mucoromycetes; Mucorales; Rhizopodaceae
Product: PX-domain-containing protein
Exons: 9
Coding region: 1-1824 (607 amino acids)
Biological process (GO): retrograde transport, endosome to Golgi; protein targeting to vacuole
Cellular component (GO): endosome
Molecular function (GO): phosphatidylinositol-3-phosphate binding
Source: RefSeq, a predicted model, not a curated record
AUGUCUGAGGAUUCAUUAAGCGCCAUUCUUCAACCAACGGAUUCAUUCUUUAUAUCAACCGAACCAAGAUCUAUUUCAUUUGCAGUUGAAGAAGAGGACCCGUGGAGUACGACUAGCUUUGACCCUGUUGAUGACAUACGUCAGCCUUUGGCUUCAAGUACAACCAUGGAACUAACAGAAGAUAUUACAGCUGCCAAUGUAUUAGUCGGAGUCGAUUUACCAGAAAUAUUUGACACAGCUUAUAUCCGAGCAGGACCUAUCGGUGACCGAGUGAGUAUUGAAUCAUUAGAGACAAUUAUUGGAUUGGGAGGACUUGGACCACGAACCUAUGAGCAAAUUGCUGCUAUUGUCAUCCCUGCCGGUGUCAUGUACGUCACAAGAAAUGAGUUUAAUACAGCCUUGGCGUUAUUAGCAUGUGCUCAAAAAAACAUGGAUGUAUCGUUAAUGAAUGUAUAUCAACACAGAAAUGACUUGCCUAUUCCUUUAUUGCCCAAUUUGGAGCUAGUUUCUCUUAAACCAAAUAAAUCCAAGCAAUCCGGUUUUGAAGACGAUCCAUGGCGUCUAUCCACAAGCCCACCUACAUCCAAUAUAUUUCCAGUUUACGAAGAUAACAAGGCCAAGCAGACAAAUGGACAGGCAAAGAAAGUCAUUGAAGAAACCUCCAAGGACAAUAAACCUAUUGUCACGCAUGACUGGUUCUCGGAUCUUGAUCAAAUUACGGUUACUAUAGCAGAGAAAGAGGGAUUCAUUUUUCCACAUAUCAAUUACUGGGUACAGAGUCAUAAUCGACAGUCGUCUGUAAGAAGAAGAUAUAGUGACUUUUACUGGUUUUGGGAAACUUUAAUGAAAAGAUAUCCCUUUAGAGUAAUUCCGUCUUUACCACCUAAAAAGUUUUCAGGAAAGGAUGAUGUGUUUUUAGAGAAGCGUUGUCAAGGCCUAUCCCGAUUUAUUAACUGCGUAGUAAGACACCCUGUAUUAAAAAAGGAUGAAGUAGUAUCUAUCUUUUUGACCGAAGAAACAGAAUUCGCAGCAUGGAGAAAAGGAGCUCAUGUGCCAUCUAGUGAAGAAGAGUUUAUAAGAACGAACCCAAAUACAGAAGAACUUGAUCCUUAUAUACCACAAGACCUCGACGCUCGUAUCGAAGCUGUCAGGAAUAGAUUACCUAAAUCGAUUGAAUACUAUGAACGUCUUUGUUGUACGAUGGAGCGCAUGAUACAGCUAAAAGAAGCAAGAAUUCAAGAACUAAAGCAGUAUCACACAACACUAAAAGAGCUUGGUGUUGUAGAGCAAACAUGCUUUGUGCCUAAUUGUCAAGCGUGCCCUCACGUGGUACGUGGCUACGAGUCCGUAGGGAACUAUAUGGAUGAAGAAAGCGUCAUCAUUCAGACUGAGUUAGAGAAUUCAAAUGUACUUGAAAGUCUCAAGCGACAUAAAGAUAUUCUCGAAAGCUUUCUUGAGAUGCUGGAGAGAAAAUCAAGAUUGGAUAUUAACCAAUUAGACUCUUUAAAAAAGAAAAUCGCCAUGAACACUGCAAAAGUCAACCAGCAUCGUGGUGUUCCUGGACUGGAGUCUGAAGUAGAAAGAUUAGAUGCAACUAUUCAAAGUGACACCGAACGCAUGAAAUACCAGCAAAGAAAGGACGUUCAUAUUCGCUAUUGUGUAGCAGCUGAGUUGAGUUAUCUACAUAAGCAACAGGCAUUUGUUUCUCUAUUUUACCAAAACUAUGUACAUGAACAGCUUCAGUUUAAUCGCAAGACAAUAGAUAACUGGAAAGCACUUGAAGCCCUUUUAUGUAACUUACCUAAACCAGAAGAUCUUUUAUAAUAAAAUAUAAAAAGCAAGAUACCCAUCUAUUUGUUGCCCAUUUGAAUAAGAAAUAAAAUAACAAGGACGUUUUAUUACUA